Molecule: messenger RNA, 4567 nt
Organism: Mauremys reevesii (Reeves's turtle)
Lineage: Eukaryota; Metazoa; Chordata; Testudines; Geoemydidae
Gene: ANKFN1
Product: ankyrin repeat and fibronectin type III domain containing 1
Exons: 22
Coding region: 980-4222 (1080 amino acids)
Biological process (GO): establishment of mitotic spindle orientation; regulation of establishment of bipolar cell polarity
Cellular component (GO): spindle
Molecular function (GO): protein binding
Source: RefSeq, a predicted model, not a curated record
GACCCUGUGUUCGUGGGAGGGGAAAGGUGCAUCGAUUGGGAGAGAAAAGGGCCUUACUCUUGAACACUGAUUCAUUAUGAGCUUUAAAAAUUGCCUUAAAUUCAGCGGGCCAAAUUCUGUCCUGAAGGUAAUAGGAUUGCAGAGGGCUUCAGGCCAGACUUUGAUCCUGAGAGUCUGUUUUAUUUUGUCAGUUAUGCAAUAGGCUGACCUUACAUGCCAUGUUUUUGUUUGUCAGCAGUAUGAUUCAGCGGCACAUACAGAGCAGUUCUGAUAGAACUUAAAUUUUAUAUCAGUCUUAACUCAGGCAAACCUCCCAGGUCUGGAGAAUGUGACCUGGGUGACAUACUCUGCUCUAUGAAGUUCACCCUUGGGGCAGUGUCCCUGAUUUUCUAAACCUCUCAUACCAUUAAUGUAAGUUUAUCUAUGGGCCUCUGAUCCUUUCCGGCCCCUUGGUACUUCUGUGAAUUUCAGCUUUGAGCUUAUCUAUACAAGAUUGGGAGCUGCUGAGUGCUGCAAAAAAAGCGGCAAGAAAUACCCCAGCGAAUGUAGAAACUCAGCAAGUGGAAGAUGACAGAACCAAAGCUUUGCCUGCUUUAGGGGAGCAACAGAACUCCAAUAAUGACAUAAGAGUCUGCGUUCAUCUGGGAAUCUCAGACAAAGCAGCCUGGAGGAACAGCAUUUCUGUCGAAGAAGGUUUGUUUCAGCUGAAGCCCAAAGAGUACCAGAAGCAACAACCACUGAGUAGCCUGGCAAGAGGGAAAGACGAGCUGAAGCCACUGCAUAGCGAGGAAUGGAAGCACCGAGAGACUAGGUGCCUCGAUCAAGAUCACAAAACAAUGUAGGAAAGAGGCUGAACCAGAGGCUGAACCAGAAAAGAAAGCAAAGCCAAUGUGAAAUAUUGAAUGAAGAUAGUGGACAAUUACUUCCAACUUGUUCCCAGUCUGAAUUAUACAGCCUAAGCUGGAACUGCCACGUGAAAAUGACACAGCAAAUGCAGAACUUGAACCUUUCGCAGACAAAAAAGAACAGUGGGCCGUCUUCUCCGAAUGCUGCUAAACGACUGUAUCGCAACCUCUCCGAGAAGCUGAAGGGGAGUCACGCAUCUUUUGAUGAGGCGUAUUUCAGGGCCAGAUCAGAUCGACUCAGUCUCCGAAAGACUUCUGUGAAUUUCCAAUGUAACGAAGCAAUGUUUGAGGCGGUGGAACAGCAGGAUUUGGACGCUGUUCAGAUUCUCCUCUAUCAAUAUACACCAGAGGAGCUGGAUCUAAACACGCCGAACAGUGAGGGAUUAACUCCCUUGGAUAUUGCCAUCCUGACAAACAACGUGCCUAUCGCUAGGAUCCUUCUGAGGAUUGGCGCAAAAGAAAGCCCGCACUUUGUUAAUAUGGAAAGCAGGUCAAUGCAUCUGAGCACCUUGGUCCAGGAAGCCCAGCAGCGAGUGAGUGAGCUGUCUGCACAAGUGAUGAGUGAAGGUCUUAGUAUGGACGACACAGACAAAGAGAAGCAACUAAAAGCGUGGGAGUGGAGAUACAGGCUAUACAAGCGCAUGAAAGCAGGCUAUGAGCAUGCCAGAGCCCCUGAGGCGCCAACCAAUGUCUGUUUCAUGGUAACAAGCAGCACAUCACUCACUGUCACCUUCCAAGAACCUCUUAGCGUCAACUCGGCUGUAGUGACCAAAUAUAAAGUGGAAUGGAGCUGUUCUGAAGACUUUUCUCCGUUGGCUGGGGAAAUAAUCAUGGACAAUCUUCAGUCUUUGAGAUGCACCAUCACAGGCCUCAGAAUGGGCCAAAGUUAUUACGCUCGUGUGUCAGCAUACAAUAUGAAGGGAUGGGGACCUUCACAGACUACCACUCCUGCCUGUGCUUCUCCUUCUAACUGGAAAGACUGCGAUGGCAGAGAACCUAGGCACUGGGGACAUACUGAAGCCCUGGAACGUCUCCUUCAGCAGGUUCGAGCGGCUCAUCAGCAUUACAGUUGCCGAGAAAGUUCUAAACUACAGAAUGCUGGUCGCAAGCAAUCGGUCUCCAGGAGCCUGAAGCAUCUUUUCCAUUCUUCAAACAAGUUUGUGAAGACUCUGAAACGUGGACUCUACAUAGCUGUCAUAUUUUAUUACAAAGACAACUUGUUAGUAACCAAUGAAGAUCAAAUCCCAAUUGUGGAAAUUGAUGACUCACACACCAGUUCCAUUAUGCAAGAUUUUCUGUGGUUCACAAAGCUGUCUUGUAUGUGGGAUGAUAUCAGAUGGCUGAGGCAGAAUAUGUCCAUAUCCAUGUCCUCAUCAACAGCACUUCAAGCCAGGCAAAAGAUGGUUUCGGCAACUGCACAGUUACAGAACUUGCUGGGAACUCACAACUUAGGCAGAGUUUAUUACGAGCCGAUCAAGGACAGACAUGGCAAUAUCCUGAUAGUUACGAUAAGAGAAGUAGAGACUCUCUAUUCAUUUUUUAAUGGCAAAUGGAUGCAAAUAUCCAAGCUACAAAGCCAGAGAAAAUCCCUUUCAACUCCCGAGGAGCCAACGGCAUUAGACAUCUUGCUCAUAACGAUCCAGGACACACUUUUCUAUCACAGAAGAAGCCAGCAGCGCCUCCCUCCUGGCUUGUAUCUGGGUUACCUGAAACUCUGCAGCUCCGUAGAUCAAAUCAAAGUCCUUGUACUGCAAAAGCUGCCCAACAUUCUGUGUCAUGUUAAAAUCCGAGACAACAGCAAUGUUUCCAAAGAUGAGUGGGAAUGGCUCCAAAUGCUUUCUGGCUUGGAAUCGGUGGAAAGUGUGGAUCAUGCUUCAGACUGCCCUACUCUGUUGUUCUUCUAUGAGCUCCAGAUGGCAGUGAAAGCUCUCCUCAAACAGAUCAAUCUACCUCUGCGACAGGCUAAGCACUUCCGUCUGUAUACACAGGAGGUGUUGGAACUGGGUCACAAUGUCUCCUUUCUUCUCCUGCUCCCCGCCUCAGACGACGUCUGCACUGCCCCAGGACAGAAUAAUCCUUACACCCCACAUUCAGGAUUUCUUAACCUCCCUCUUCAGAUGUUUGAACUCGUUCAUUUUUGCUGUUACAAGGAGAAAUUUAUUAGUCUGUAUUGCCGCCUUUCUGCUAUCAUAGAGCUGGACUCUCUGAAAACCCAGCAGUCCCUAAGGGAAGCAAUUUCAGACAGGGAAGUUGCUGCUGCCAAACAAAGACACCAGCAAGUUUUAGACUAUAUACAGCAAAUCGACGAGAUCUGGCGUGAAAUGAGAUGGAUCACAGAGGCGCUGCAGUAUGCCAGGUACAAACAGCCGGUGGCUGGCUUGCUCAUAACAAAGCUUGUGGACCUGUCGGAAGAGCAGAAUCAGAAGAAAAUAAAUUCAACAUCCUCUCAUCUAGAUUGUCUUCCAUCACCACCACCCUCACCAGAGACCAGGAGCCAGAGGAGAAAAGCCCUGAGUGAUUCCCAGCCCUGCUCGGACGAAGAAGGCUGCUCUGAAGUAUUUCUUCCAACCGACAGCGACUAUGAUUCCAGUGAUGCAUUGAGCCCCAGAGAACUGGAUUUGGUUUAUUCAUCCUCACAUGACAUAUCCCAACAGGCAGUGGGUGGCCUGGGCGGCAGUGCACCUGACGUCCUCCAGGUCCAUGAUAUGAAGCCUCACCUGACUUUGAAAGAAGACCCGAAAGGGGGAAGUGACUUGGAUGCCAGUGCCGAAUACUGCACAGAGUACAUGAACAGUCUGACCAUGGGAGGGUUCACGUCAAAAAGCCUGGACAAGACUUCCAACUCCAGGCAGCCUUUGAGUUUCUUGGGGAAAAAAAAAAAGCUAGGGAAACAUCAGCACUAUAAUUACUUCAGCCGGCACCAUCGCUGGCUGCGAGUGCACAGCGAGACGCAGCCCGCCUCUCUUUCCGAGGGUGUGUACACACAGCAUCUCACAGGAGCCACGGAAUUAUCACAGGAGCCUACCUCCAGCAAGCAAAUAAGGAUCCCCGUCGAUGGUCCUCGGAGCACUUUCUUACCUCAUGCUUCGAGCCUCCCAGAAGAUGGGAAAGGCAAGUACCAUGAAUCGAAGCCGAAUAUCCGUAGGAUCUACGUGGAGCCCUACAAAACCACGUUAUUAGGCGAAGAGGGCAAGCCCUGGGUGCUGAGCAUGCAGUCUGUAGAACGUGGAGAUUUGCACGAUACCACGGGACAAGAAAUGGGUUUGGAUGAUCAGUCAAAUUCUCCCAUCUCUGAAGUAUUCAGUAGCACGCUUUAGGAGUUUGCGCUGGGUCAUUGCACUGCCUCGCACCGCCCCCAAAAUGGCAUUGUGAGCAUUAUGAAUUUAGGACCAUAUUUUCAAAGCAACCUUUAAAAUGCAGAUCCUCAACUGGCAUCUCGUUCCACUUACUUUACCAGCUGAGGAUCUUAAAUGGGUAUUCCCAAAAGCACAUGCCAAAUCACUUGCAUCUGCAAUUUUGCAGGUGUAAAUAAGAAACAUUUACCAUCUAACUUAAUGCUGCAUGGUGGCAAAUCGGGUAGUUAGGCGUUGAAAUUUGCUUAAUGACUCACACAAAUGUCUGGGCAUGCAGAAUUUCAGGCACAUAUGAUUUUGCCUGAAAAA